Molecule: messenger RNA, 516 nt
Organism: Peniophora sp. CBMAI 1063
Lineage: Eukaryota; Fungi; Basidiomycota; Agaricomycetes; Russulales; Peniophoraceae
Source: the annotation of a GenBank genome assembly
AUGCGCACGAGCGGCCAGAUUCAGGGAUACUCCCUUCUUCCUCUUUGGAAUUCGAUGAAACGUCGUCUUGCUGACGCGAUCCUGCAUUUUCGACCCUGGGGGCAUCACGUAUACGUCGUAGACUCGCUGCGCUUCGAACUGACUUUCCUCCGAGUCUUGGUUGGGAAUGUGCGCCUGCAGACAGGAGAGUUGCCCCCGUUUUCGACCUUCAUUUGGACAGUCCAAAUGGCUAUACACGGUGACCCAGACCGCAAGUUCCCUACCUUACCCGGCGAAGCUAUCAAGCUCUUGACCGGCUCUGAAGGACCUGAGCCCAUCGACACAACCAACUUUCCGCGUUGGUGGUACGACGCACCGAGGGACUUGACGCAGGACCAUCACGCUCGGCCUCCCUUCAAUAUCUCACUUUGGAUAUUGGACGACAGCUCAUCCGAGAUGCGAAGACGGGCCGAGGCAGAAACGGAGGUGGGUUACACUUUGUUUGUUUUUGACUUUCUGGGCACAGAACUGAACUAA